AUGUUCUGGGAAGCCCCAACAUGUGUUGUUUGUCUCACUGAGCUUUAUAAUAAUCUUUCAGCAGCUCCUUGCGGACAUGUUUUUCACUCUGAGUGUAUUGAAAAAUGUCUUUUCAGCCAAUGCAAAAAUUGCCCUCUCUGCAGAUCUCGUGUAGUCCCGAGCAAGCUGGUGCCUUUAUCUUUUAAUUUGACGGCAAAAGAACAGCCUACAAAGGUUCUAGGACUUUCUGAAGAGGAAUCUAAAAAUUUAUUGACACUUCAAAAUUUAGUGUGCAUACUUUUUACUUAGUGCGGGAUUUCCUCAGGGACAUUCCUUAGGAAUUUUUACGUCAUUAGGCAUUUAAUAGAAAUUUGACGGUUUUUUCCAUAGCAAAUAUUCCACGAGGAAAAAAUUUCCUGAAGAAACCUAGCAAAAGUCUUAAUUAAAUGGCAUGGAGCCAUAAUUUAGCUGUGGAAGCUCAAAAUGAGAAGAAAAUAUUAGAAAAAAGGCUAAAAGAAGCUGAAGGAAUGGUCGCGGGAAAGUCAGAAAGUAUUGCAGCUUUGCAAAAGAUAGUAGAAGAUGAAAGGCAUAAUUGUGGGAAAUAUCAAAAAAAGUAUGAGGAAUCUUUAAAAGAAGUCAGUCAUAGCCAAUAUGAAAUACAAAAAUAUACAGGGUUAUUUACGAAUGCGCAUAAAAAACUAUCCUUAUGAUCUAAAUAGUGUAAAAAUUACCAAUAAUUUCGUUACAAAUGUCAAUAUUCAUAUAAAUUAGCAUAAAAGAGCUCGAAUCCAAGGCAACACAAUUAGAAAGUUUAUCAAAAUUAGUAGAAGAGCUUGAAAAACAGUCCGCAUUAGCAUGGGCAGAGCACGCCAAAGAAAAUUUAUCAAUUGAGCAGCAAGCUGUACAGUUUUAUAAUGCGCUGCUUAUCACUUCGAACUCAUUAAGAAACUCAGAAAAACAAAUAAAAGAACUGAAAACUUGCAAUGAGGAAUAUAUUCAGCAGCAGUCACAAGUUAAGCGGCAAGCUGCUGCUUAUAAAAAGGAAACGGAAAGCCUUAAAAAAAUACUAGCUGACUUAGAAAGCAAAACAAAUACAAGUAGCUUAAAAGUAAGGGUAAUUUACUCUCCCCCUUUAAUUAGGACAGAAAUUCCUAUUCCAAUUUAAAGGGGGGUUAAUUUUUUUAAAAUUAAUUAUUUAGUAUGAAAACUAUUUAAAUAGCAUUAAAUUUUAAAAAAAAAUAAAUUGAGCACAAUACUUUGAAUUUUUAAUUUAUUUUUAUGAAGAAUUAAUUCGAAUAAUUAAUCGAUUUAGUGUAAAAACUGUUUAAUAAAAUUUAGCUUGCACUUUUUCCAUUAAUUUAGACCUAAUUUUUAUAGAAUUAGUAUUUUCACCUAUAAAAUUUUCCUAUUUAAAAAAUUGUUUAGGUUUUAAAUGGGGUUAAAGUACCUAAAAAGUGGGGAGUUAGAGAAAUCCACAAGACGUGAUGCAUAAUGCUUUUAAUCAAAAUUUUAGCUUUCCAAUCACAUUUCAAGACGCAAAACAGCCAAAAAAAGCACUAACUCCCCCUUAAAAUUAGAAUAAACAUCUGAAAUUUGCAUUUUUUAAGUUCUUUAAACCCAUAAAUAAAAAUGGCGCGGCGAACCAACCGAACCCUCAUAAUAUCUGCAGCUGGGGAGACCCAGGGACCUUUUGGAAGGGAAUUUUGACGUUCGUUAUGUGUAUCCGGCCAAGUUUGAUUUUUGGUUCGAAUUUUAAAGGGGGAGUAAGCUUGCUAUCUAAUAGGUCUAAUGUGUAA
This is a messenger RNA of Blepharisma stoltei, 1775 nucleotides long. The record is from the annotation of a GenBank genome assembly. NCBI's taxonomy places the organism in Eukaryota, Ciliophora, Heterotrichea, Heterotrichida, Blepharismidae.